AUGUCAGCUGCCUCCAACCGCUCACAACCGGGUGUUGGAAAGCCUAUAAUAACACCCACUCAGUACUACCAUUGUCCCUCACAUGAGACAGACUACGACCUUUGCAAUUCCUGCUACCAGUCUUUCCUCCAACAUCCCCGUAUGCGACGUGACCAAAACACCAGCGCCGAAGACAUCGCUGGCUGGCGUAAAUGUCCUUCUGGGCACCGAAUGAUCGUUCUUGCCUUCGAGGCCGACGUCUCCGAUGAAGGCGACGGUGGAAUGCGACGCAUAGUCAAGCAAGAUCUCGUCGGCGGCUGGAAAAUGACCGAAGCAGAUAUCCAAGCUUGGAAUCUGCAGAACAGCCAUAUCUCAAACGCACCUAAGAGCCCACCACUUACCAGCAGAGCAGGAACCUGGACUUGGAAAGAAGACGCCGCCGGUACACGAAGACGCAGUCGCUCUUCGACUUUGAACAACACUCUAAACGGCCUCAACCUCGACGGCAGUAUGGUACUGAACAACUCCAUGCGCUUCCCACCUAAUGGUGGUUACGGCAAGCAAGGGGUAGCGUACUAUGCGUAUUGGCCUGAGGAAGGCGAAGCUGGUGAAGGCGAGUUAGUGUUACCUAGAGCUGCGGAAGUCAGUGAGAUUGAGGAUAUUAAUGGUGAUUGGUGGAGUGGUGUUUAUGCUGGUGAUGUUGGCGUUUUUCCCUUUGGCUUCGUCAGAGAGUAUAACUAG
Messenger RNA from Lithohypha guttulata, 720 nucleotides. RefSeq lists its product as uncharacterized. The coding region runs from base 1 to 720 and encodes 239 amino acids. The transcript has 2 exons. Gene Ontology annotation, molecular function: protein binding. Lineage: Eukaryota; Fungi; Ascomycota; Eurotiomycetes; Chaetothyriales; Trichomeriaceae. The record is from RefSeq and is a predicted model, not a curated record.